AUGUUUCCGGAGCAACUUCCUCUCACUAGAAUUAAUUUCAAUGCUACGUAUCCAUUGGAUAGGAAGGGAAAUUUGGAUAAAUUACAGAAAUUAUUUUCCCAAUUGAAGAUUCCUUAUUCGAUACCAUCAGAUAAGAUUUCAAAUGGGAAGUUACAAGAUAAUAUUGAAUUCCUUCAGUGGAUCUAUACAUUUGCUGCAAGAAAUUUUGAAACGAUAGAUAAUUCAGAAGUGACGGAUCGAAGAGAGACUGCAGUUUGUGCUCUUGGAAGAAAACAAAAGAGUAAUCCUCCAAUUAAUUACAUUAAGAAUGCAGAAUACAGAAAGAAGUUAUUUCCCAUCCUAGCUGAGCAGGAUAUUGAAAAUUUUCUCAGGCAAGAUGAUAUGUACAAUGAUGAUCUGAAUGACUAUUUACCAACAUCACAAGAGGAUAUUGAUCAUUUUUGUUCACAAUUGGAGCAAGAAAUAAGGUUAAAACUUGAACGAAACGAGAAGAAGUAUGAAUAUUUACAAGAAUUAAUUGAGCAACGAAACAUGAUGUUUGAAAAACUACUUUUAGUGGAAGGAGUGUGUACAGUAAGAUCAACAGAAACAGAUGAGAAUACCCAUGAGGCAUUGAACUUUCUGAUACGUUUACUAAGGGCACAUAUGAAAUGA
Molecule: messenger RNA, 654 nt
Organism: Naegleria gruberi
Lineage: Eukaryota; Heterolobosea; Eutetramitea; Acrasida; Naegleriidae
Exons: 1
Coding region: 1-654 (217 amino acids)
Biological process (GO): spindle assembly; regulation of microtubule polymerization or depolymerization; protein localization to microtubule plus-end
Cellular component (GO): spindle midzone; cytoplasmic microtubule; microtubule organizing center
Molecular function (GO): microtubule plus-end binding
Source: RefSeq, a predicted model, not a curated record